AUGGGUGAUCCAGACAGCGGAUUGAUGAUUGAGGAAGCGGAUGAAGAUGACUUGGAUGAUGCGGGCAUGGUUGAUGGAGACGGUCAAGCUGGAGAUGAGGAUGACGAGGACGAAAUGUUCUCCGCGACUGACGGUCUGGUGGGCAAAUUAGGAGAACUAGAGCAUACAGUCGCGUUCAGCCAGUCAAUAGAUGAUCCGUUAGGUCUAGGCCGUCCGACUAUGCGAAUUGGUAGCCGUCUGUUCUUUGGAGGGCCAGAGGUCGUCCAAUCAAUCUCCAAUGCUCUCGGUGCACUAUGUCUUAAUCAGGCUGGACAGGACCAUCUGGCAUCACAUCCUUCCAUCAUCCCAGCGUUAUUUUCGAUAUUCACGCUGGAAGCGCAUCUCAAGGUUCUCCUUGAAAAGGAGAAUGCCGUGUCCAUCGAAAGUUCCAUCGAUGAGCUCUUGAUCACUUUGCACGUCCACAUAACUCUUCUUUCGGAUGUUUAUUCGACGGCCGGAUAUACGCACGGCAGACAUGCUGUUGGGUUACUGCAGAACACGACUGUGGAUAUUAUCCCGGAUUUGGGCGGUACCGGUACGACGCAACCUGACGGUCAACCACCAGCCGAAUCAACUCCAGAGAUGGACAAAAGAAGACAGAGAGCCCUAAGGAUCGGAACGCUGCGUAAUCCUGACAAAGCACAGAAGAAGCAAGCUGCUUCCAUAUCGGCGACAUUGGCGGAUAUCAUGUACAAGCAUUUGACCGAAGUUACGGAUGGCAACCCGACUUUCUUGUAUGGAUACCAUACAGUCAUGAUUUGCUCGAUCACAUUCCUCCUUUUCGAUGCCUCGCAGACAAACUACCACGCCGUGCUGCUCCUUCAAUUCCGAAAGGUCGGAGGUCUGGACGCUGUCCCGGAUACGUGCCGUCGCUAUACAUCUACUAUUUCUCGUAUUUUUGAGGUUAGAGCCGCAGACCGGAGUGAAAGUGAUCAACAAGAGCGCGUGCACGUCUUUGGACGACUGAAGAUGGCUCUUCACUUGCUCUAUCUUAUGAUUAUCAAACCUGCCAUAGAUCCCGGUCAAAUUGCUCAGUAUAUCUCGAAGGACAAGCCAGAGAACCACCUGGAUUUCUAUCAACCGCAUGACUUCCUUGUCAAAAUGAGGUUGGAGAUAUUACUGUUAAUUCGCGAUAUAUGGCAGUUGGCAUGGCUCGUCUUAGCGCCUCCAGCCGUCAGCAAGGAUCCUGUUCCAGAGGAACCACCUGCUGCAGUGCAGCCUCCUGCAGCUGUAACAACGGCACAGGAGCCUGUAGCAAACGAGGCCCCAGCGGAUGCGCCUAUGGAAACUGAACCGACGAUCGAGGAGAGGCGACGGGAUUGGGAUGAGAUUAGGAAGUCUCUCAUAUCAGAUAUAGGCCCACAAGCACUUAGGCUUGCAGAUGCACAUCCUUCAUUGAUUUUCGACGUUAGGCACGUAUUUAUUGGACCGAACAAUAAGUAUAGGCAAGAAGCUAUCCGUUGCGUUGUACAAGACAUCGAGAAGUUUUCUCCUGCUGCGUACGAUUUUAGGCAAGGAGGAAAAGAAUAUGAUGGACAUGCUUAUGCUCUGCCCCUGUCGCAGCCUAUUGCUCACGACAAAGAUCAGGCAUUGCCGAAAUGGCUCCCGGCACUCCUUCUCGCGAUGGAGUCGCUCUUUGUCACUGCAGAAGAACGUCGAACAGUUCCUAUGGUCCUCGCUGAUCAACCGAUUGUUAUCCCUCCUCUGGUUGUUGGUCCUCCUUAUGCAGAAGCGCGAUCAAUGCCCUUUGAGCUAUGUAUUCGGCUCCUCCACAUCCCGAGUCUUCCGCGAGACGAACUGCUCGCCACGCUGCGGAUGCUUGUGCAGCUCACCCGAGAUCGUAACAUGGCUGUACAGUUCGUGCGUCGGAAUGGGGUUUCGUUACUCCUCCAGCGCUUAAAAGGACCUGCUGGCGAUGCGUCGGUGGCGGGCUUCCAGUCCCACGUUGCAAUUAUCUUGCGACAUCUCGUUGAAGAUCGAUUGGUGUUGAAGACGGUCAUGAAACAGGAGAUCAAACGCUGGUUGUCAAAUUUCCGCUCGAAACUGUCGAAGUUCUUACAUAUGUUUGUAAUUCUACAUCGAUGGCGGCUCGCGGUCCUCAAGUAUUCCUGGACGUCACGAAAGAACGUCGCACUCUGCCCAAAGUCAAGCGCUCCUCCAGUGUCCUCGAGAGCAUUGGAACCUGUCGUUCACGUCUUGCUUGGCGAGCUGAUGAGAGUGGGCAAGCUUGCUUCUGAAGGUAUAGCAGCUGAGUCUUCGAAGGAUCGCGCAUCUGCGACGUCAUCAACCGCUGCCACCGCGCAAUCUACAUCGUCUGAGUGCAAGUUCGUGUUACUGACGUAUCCGAAAAAGAAAACCCAAACUCCUGCAAAGGAUGUGUUCUCGCGCUCGAAGUCGCCUGCGUUGAGUUUCUUCCUAACAGAACUGCUGUCGUUUGGUCCCUUCAAUGCCGACCCGAAGUUCGAUUCAGAGAAACGGGUAACUUAUGCAAUUGGGCGAUGGGUCUAUAAGCAGAUCUUUCAAGGAGAUCUUGGCGAUCUCGUGGCGGCUAUUCUUCGACCCCUCGAAUAUUUACAAGAAAAAUCUGACCCAGAGUCCAGACCGUCGGAUGACUCUGAUGAAGACGAUGAAGAGGACGACGAUGUCAUGGAGACAGAGCGAAGGGAAGAGACCCACCGAUUUAUAUUGUAUGCAGGAGAAAUGGAAGAGCACUACGAUGAGGAGGAUGAGGACGAGAUGAAUGAGGAUGAAGAUGAGGGAGAGGACGAUGUUGAUGUCGGCUAUGAUGAAGAGUCUGUCAGCGAGGAUUCGUCUAAUACAGAGCCAGAGGAAGGAGCAGAGGAGCAUGCUAUAAUCGACGAAUCCCCGGAGGGAUGGGUGGAUAUGGAUGAGGAGAUGGCAGAGGGAAUGAGUGAUAUGAAUGAAGACGAAGACGAAGACGAAGGCGAUGACCUUGAAGAGGAAGAGGGUGCUGCUGAAGAGAUUAUGUGUCAGCUUCCUGAAAAUGCAAUGGGAGAUCCGGACAGUGGCUUAAUGUUCGAGGAAGCAGACGAAGACGACUUGGAUGACGCGGGUAUGGAGGCGGAAGAGAAAGUUGCAAAGGAAGCGGAAGAGAAGGCUGCACGUGAGGCUGAAGAAAGGGCUACGGCUGAAAAAGAGGCAGCGGAGAAGGCGGCAACUGAACGUGAGGCUGUAGUGAGAGCGGCUGUGUCACCUGAAGUCGCACCCGAUGCUUCGACUUCUGGGGGUUGUACUGACGGUGAGCAUGUCCUAGUGGAUGAAGAUACCGAAAUGGCCGAUGCCAUAGCAGCUACCGAAAGCGCACAAGAAGCUGAGGCUGCCAUCCAGGCAGAACCCGAGGCGGGCCCUUCAACAGCACCCGAGCGGGUUACCAUCACAAUCAAUGGGAAUGAGGUUGACAUCACCGACACGGACAUUGAUUCCACGUUUUUGGAAGCUCUUCCAGAUGAUAUGCGGGAGGAAAUACUCAACCAGCACCUCCGAGAGCAACGUCCCACCCAGGCCGCAGCUCUAGUUGAGUCUCAAGUCAGCGCGGUGUUCCUUGAUGCUUUGCCUCCGGAGAUUCGUGCAGAAAUAUUACGUGAGGAGCGGCUAGAGAGGAGCAGACGAGAACGCGAACAGGAUGGUGAAGGGCAGACUGCUGUUCCAACGAUUGGUCCAACAGACAUGGGCCCAGUAGACUUCAUCGCCAGCCUUGAUCCGCAACUACGGCAGAUCGUUCUCCUAGACUCGGCCGACGGUAUUUUACAGACGCACCCGUCGCAUAUGGUCGCCGAAGCUGGUGUUUAUCGUGAAACUGCGUAUCUUCACCACCGUAGCCCCCGACCAGCUGCUCCUGGUGAUACUACCGCACCCGUCACAUGCAGGGUGCCACCCCCGCGUGAUGCAAUCCAACUGCUGGAACGACCAGGGAUUGCAGCUCUCGUCGGGCUUCUGAUCUUCCCUCAAUUAUCCAAGAAGAGCACGCUUCACAAAGUCCUCCUUUAUCUUUGCGAGAACUCCAAAUCUCGAACGGAACUGUUCAAUGUGCUUUUAAGUAUCUUGCAGGACGGCACGGGUGAUCUUGCUCUGGUGGAUAAGAGCCUCUCACAGUUGACCUUCCGCGGCGGGAAGGGUAUUACUGCACAUCCUACCUCGAAGAAUAUUAGGAAACAGAAGGAUACAGGACUGUCUAUCGCAUCUCCUAUUGUUCCUAGUGAAGUCCCUCCAGACCGCAUUGUGCAACGCUGUCUGGAUGCCCUCAAUUACAUUGUUGGCACCAACGAGCUCUCUUCUCUCUUUUUCCUGACAGGGCACGGAUUACCUGCAGGCCUGAAGAGAAGCAUUUCAAAGAAAGGGGAAGAAAAGGAGAAGCAAGCGGCUCAAUCGCAUUACCCCAUCUACGCUCUCAGUAUAAUGGAUUCUGUUGCCGGAUUACUUGACUCGGUGACGCUUCCCCUGACGAGCUUAAAGGACGACUUAAAGAAGAAAGAAGUCACUGGAGAACGUCCAUCCGCUCCUGCCGAAUCAAGUGCACAGCAAGAUUCUUCCGGAACUGCACCUCCUACUACUUCGCAUGAGCCAAGUAGCUCAGCAGAUGCUCGAGACGUCGAUGCCCAAGAAGUAAGACUCAAAGCGAAUGACUUCGGGACUAAUCUUUCUAAACACUUGGAUGAACUGAAUGAUGCACUGAGUAGCGCGCAAGCACAAGGCGACCUGCCUCCAGCAAUAGUCGCCAAAUUCUCUCAGGCGUCGUCGGAUCGGGCCAAGUUUCUCCGUGUUUUGAAGACCAUUGAUUAUAUGUGUUCGAAACAAGAGAACACGUCGAUUCGCCCUCCGGACUUGCCUCAAGCUGACCGUAUUCGCGAGAUCUAUGAGACGUUCCGAUUCACCAUGCUUUGGCAGAAAUUUAGCGAUUGCUUGACUGUGGUGGAGAGUAGAGAAAAUGUCGAGCACAUCGCGACAAUUCUAUUACCGCUCAUCGAGUCAUUGAUAAUUGUCUGCAAGGAUGUAGGGGUGCAGAGUACGUCAGCACCAGCUGUUCCUGGAUCUCUGCGCUCGCCUCUACUGUCUGAAGAAGAAUUUGUGGAUGACCUGUUCGUUAGAUUCACUGACGAUCAUCGGAAGAUUUUGAACAUGAUGGUGCGAAACAACCCGUCCCUCACGUCAGGAUCUUUCUCUCUCCUCAUACAGAACCCUAGAGUUCUUGAUUUCGACAACAAGCGUAAUUACUUCAGUCAGCGAUUGCACAAGCGUCCUUAUCCCAGGGAGCACUACCCAUCCCUCCAAGUAAAUGUUCGUCGUUUGCGUGUUUUCGAGGACAGCUUCCAUGCCUUCCAGCACAAGACUGGUGACCAGAUACAAUAUAGCAAGCUCAGCGUACGAUUCUAUGCUGAAGAAGGCGUCGAUGCGGGUGGUGUCACACGAGAAUGGUUCCAAAUUCUUAUCCGCCAAAUGUUCAACUCCAAUUAUGCUCUUUUUCGAACCUUUGACGGCAGAGUCAUUGGGAAAGAUAUUUACGAUGGCCGUCUCAUGGGUGCUCACCUCGCGAGGAGCCUGUAUCGUAUACUCUUUGGUAAACGCGUUGACUACUGCGAUGUGGAAUGGGUACGUAUCACACAUCCCGGUCAAAUUGCUCAGUAUAUCUCGAAGGACAAGCCAGAGAACCACCCCGAUUUCUAUGAACCACAUGACUUCCUCGUCAAAAUGAGCACCCCCGGCUGUCAGCAAAUAUGUUAUUCAGUAUGUCCGAGGAAUAGCAUCGGGCGAGAACGAGGGAGCAAGGCUCGAUUUUGGUUCGGAAAUAUUCCCGAGUUCUGGUCAGGUCUUCUUCGACCGUCUCAACGGCCAGAUGAAGAUCGUAUCAGGCAGUUGACAGUGAUGGGCUUCCCAAGAGCUGCGGCUGUUAGAGCGCUGCCCAGGACAAACAAUAAUGUCAACUUCGCAACUGAGUAUCUGUUGACUCAUCCAUUUGAACCUGUUCUGGAGGAUCCACCCGCUGCGCCUGCGACGAACGGGGCUCCUGCGGAUACUGCUGAUACUUCUAUCGAAACCGAAGCAGCUCCUGAAGAACAACCUGCACAAGAGACUGCUAUCAAGGAGGAUUACGAGUCUCAAAAGACGGUCGAGGAGAGGCGACAGGACUUGGAUGAGAUCAGGAAGUCCCUCGUAUCAGAUAUAGGACCACAGGUGCUUAGGCUUGCAGAUGCCCAUCCUUCGUUGAUCCUCGGCGCAAGGCACGUAUUAUCAGACCGAACGAUAACCCCUUGCGCACGACAAAGAUCUCAAACGUUGGCGAAGUGGCUCCCAGCACUCCUUCUCGCUAUGGAGUCGCUCCUAGUCACUGCAGAAGAACCUCGAGCAGUCCCUAUGGUCCUCGCUGAUCAGCCAGUCGUUAUUCCUCUGCUGGUUGUAGGUCCUCCUUAUAUAGAGAUGCUCGUUCAACUCUUUCGAGAACGUAAUAUGGCUGAUCAGUUCUUGCAGGCUUCCAAUCCUACAUUGCAAUUAUCUUGCGGCAUCUCGACGAAGAUAGAUCGGUAUUGGAGACGGGGUCAUGAAACAGGAGAUAAAACGCUGGUUGUCAACAUCGCAGAUUGUCGAAGUCCUCACGCGAUUGUGGCCGAAGCCCCGCCUGACUCUGCUGCUACGGAGAAACCUCUGACGGAAGACUCGACUUCGAUGCAGGUUGAUAGUCCAAAGUCAAGUAGUCCUCCGGUAUCCUCCGAAGCGUUGGAAUCUGUCGUUCACUUCAUGUUUGUGCAAGUUCGUGUUCCUGACGUAUCCGAAAAAGAAAACUCAAACUCCUGCAAAGGAUGUAUUCUCACGAACAUGCCGCUUAUGUUGGCACAUCACAAGCUCAUUAACAAUCGGCAUGCUCUAAGCGUGAAGGAGCUUGUGACGAGGACCGAGAUUAAUAAGUUUGUCAACAACCUAGUUAAUCUCGACCGCGUGCACAUUCUUGCGAUUAUUGUCGAAGAUACACCGUCCACUCCUCCAACGACAUCUCGUAAUAUUACUCAAGCAAACCGAGACUCCAUGUGUUUCUUUCGUGAUCCCUCAUCUUCCCCUUCUUCCCCUUCCCUGUACCAUUCGCCCGAUUUGUCUAUCACACUGGAUUCGCCUUUGCAAAGAGGACGAGGCUUGCAGAGGAAUAUGUGCACAAGUCCAUUCGCCCCCGAAACGCGUUUUUGCAAUGAUGCCGAAGAUGAAGGCGACUCUGAUGAGUCGUGGAGUGACAACGACGACUUCGACCCCAUAACUGUUCAGAACACCAAUCAAAACUCGUCCCCGAGUCCUCAGAGAUAG
Messenger RNA from Fomitiporia mediterranea MF3/22, 7344 nucleotides. RefSeq lists its product as uncharacterized. The coding region runs from base 1 to 7344 and encodes 2447 amino acids. Gene Ontology annotation, biological process: protein polyubiquitination; positive regulation of protein catabolic process; proteasome-mediated ubiquitin-dependent protein catabolic process. Gene Ontology annotation, molecular function: ubiquitin-protein transferase activity; protein binding. The transcript is spliced from 31 exons. Lineage: Eukaryota; Fungi; Basidiomycota; Agaricomycetes; Hymenochaetales; Hymenochaetaceae. The record is from RefSeq and is a predicted model, not a curated record.